AUGUCACUUUCAUACAUACCACCAUUGUUAAUAGAUGGUGAACCUGUGGUCCAAUUAGAUAAGGCAGAGGUGGAAGAAGAAGAAGCUAAAUGGAAAUGUGCUUUGAUUGCUUAUAUUUUAGGUGACGGACUAGGGUAUAAAGCAAUGCAAAGGUAUAUUAGUAUUCACUGGUCUCAUGUGCCUGAACCUGACCUGUUUUAUCAUAAGGAAGGUUACUAUAUAAUCAGAUUUAAAAAUAUGGAGGAUCCUCGUGAAAUUUUAUGUGCAGGACCUUACUCCAUAGCUAGUAAACCUAUCAUCCUAAAGCCAUGGACCCUGGAUUUUGACUUUUCAAAGGAACUUCCCAUUUCCAUUCCUUUGUGGGAAAAGUUCCCUAAACUUCCUAUGUCAUGUUGGGGUAUGAGAUCUUUAAGCAGAAUAGCAAGUGUGAUUGGGAAACCUAUUUUUGCUGAUGAAUGCACAACAAAGCAGACUAGAGUUUCAUAUGCUAGGAUGCUUAUUGAGGUUAAUGUUACUAAGGAACUGCCAAGUGAAGUGUGGGUGAUGGAACCAAAUGACAAAAAAUUCCUACAGAGUGUAUCUUUCGACUGGAAACCUGCUUACUGCGAGAAAUGCCUAGUAGUGGGACAUAGAUGCGAAGCUCAGAUCAAGACUGGUGUUCAGGGACCUCCUAAAAAGGGUAGAAUUACCCAAGAGUGGAGAACUAAAGUAUCAGCUCCUACUGUAGAAAAACAGGAGAUCCAACAAGGCAAUAAUAUCAAGAUAGUUGAAACUCAACAGCCUAAGGAGAAGGUUCAACCAACAUGUGAUCAUAACAUUAUAGGGAAGGGAGAUUCUGGUCCCAGGAUGGCUGAAUUGCAGCAGACUAAGGAGAAGGCUCAACCAAUGGCUGAUAAUGAUAAUACAGGGAAGGAAGAUUGA
This is a messenger RNA of Nicotiana attenuata, 921 nucleotides long. RefSeq lists its product as uncharacterized. The record is from RefSeq and is a predicted model, not a curated record. The transcript has a single exon. Lineage: Eukaryota; Viridiplantae; Streptophyta; Magnoliopsida; Solanales; Solanaceae. The coding region runs from base 1 to 921 and encodes 306 amino acids.